ACCUUAUUAAGUGUACACUGAACUACACAUUACAAAAAACAUAUAGAAUUUUUACAUUUAGAAGUUAUUACUCACACCUUGUUAAAAACACCCUGACAUCUGCAUUAACAGGUUUUCUUCACCCGAGCAGUGGCAGCAAAUUUCUUGUUAAUUAAGUUUUUUCGUAUUUGCCUAAAAGUUGCAACAACUGUGUAUAGUUCCUUAAAUUAAACUAAAACUUAAAAUUUAAUAAAAACCAAAUAAACAAAGAAAUACUUUCCAAUAUAUUGUAUAAAACUAUGAACUCUGAAACGACAGCUAACCCAACACCCGCAGCUGCAGAAAACUUAAACGCCCCUUCCAACACCUGCCCCAGCUCUUCUAAUACACAACAGAAUGACAGUGAUAACGGUGAGCAAAUCAUAAAUUGGGUAGAAGAGGCUUCAGCUAUAAUUAAGGAUGUAAGGACACAUGUAGCAGAGAUAGAUAUUUCGAAAACAUUGCCCAGUAAUGAAUCACACAUAUACCUUAAUAUACGAACGUUUGAAGGAGCCGCUUACUGUGUACAUGUGUCCAGUUUGGGUUUUCGUAUUGUUUCAGAACUUUAUGACACUAUCGAUAGCGAUAAAGCAGAAAUCGAUGAAGAGGAGGAAGUGUUCGAAACACCUUAUGCUUUAUUAGAUAAAAUAAGUCCACGUUAUGUGGAAUCAUUUGGCAAUCAAUUGUGUAAACAACUAUUGCAAUUACAACAAAUGAGAACUGAAUUUAAUGAGGAAGAUGAAGAAGGUUUAGAAGAGGAGGAUGAGGAAGAAGAGCAUCAACAAAACAACACCAAAACUUUAGUGUAACAUUAUGAUAAUAAACAAACGGAGUACUACAUAUAAGCACGACCAAACCCUUUCGGACAACUUUCUCUAGCAACUAAACCACAACAGAAACUCAUUCUGUUUUCAGAUUCACACUUUGUGGAAUUUGUAGGCGAUUUUCAACAAUCUUAAUGACCUCGUUAUAUAUUUAAUAAUAGGGGUCAUUCAUUCGUUUGUUAACAAAGUAAGAGGAAAAUCGUUAUUGAAUAUAUAAAUGUGUGUUUAUUUGUAAUUUUUUUAUUAUUUAGAAUUGAUAAGUUAUGUAUGUAUUGUAAUAUUUUUUCUAAUUUAAUUAAUAAUUUAAAUUCAAUGCAACAGCAGCAGCAAUAGUGUUUGUUCGUUUUUUUUAUAUAAAUUAACUAACACAUUGUAAUGGUGUAAAAAUGUUUAUGCUGAUUAACAUUAUUUCGGGAUCACUUAACUUGUUGAGAGAAAGAGAGAUUAUAUAUUGUGUUUUGUGCAUUUUUAGACUUUUAAGCGUUUCAAAAAUAAAGAUUGUGAUUGCAAUUCCAAA
Molecule: messenger RNA, 1359 nt
Organism: Lucilia cuprina (Australian sheep blowfly)
Lineage: Eukaryota; Metazoa; Arthropoda; Insecta; Diptera; Calliphoridae
Product: GSK3-beta interaction protein
Exons: 1
Coding region: 279-827 (182 amino acids)
Biological process (GO): regulation of canonical Wnt signaling pathway
Cellular component (GO): cytoplasm
Molecular function (GO): kinase regulator activity; protein kinase A binding
Source: RefSeq, a predicted model, not a curated record